UUUAUUGUUAGGGUUUAACCCUGUUGUUGAUAAUCAUGUUGAUAUCUGUUAGGGUUUUUGACGGUAUCACGAUUCUUAGUUAGGGUUCAUGAUUUUAGAAUCAGUAUACUGAUUUUUGUCAUUGAAAAUAAUUCUUGAUGUACAUAUUGAUUCAUUGGUAUUUGUUUUGGCUAAGUUCAUCAUUUAGGGUUUUGGAUGGUCAUUGAUAGUUUCACCAGAUCCAUCUUUCUACAGUAUUGAUGUUUUUAUAUUAUUUUUGUCAUUGAUUUGUUGAAAUUGUUGAUAUUAAGUAUCACAAGAUCUUUGUAUAUCUGGCUCUUUUUUUUUUCCUUCCAUAUAUGCUGUUAUUUUCAGUACCUAAUGGUUUGAUUUGUUGAUUUGCUUUUAAUUGAAAUUUGGUGAAAUCCGUGAUGCUCAAGCACUUGUUGCUGAUGGAGCAUUAUGCAGCCAGUUAACAGAUAUCCAUGUGGGUCCAUUUCAAGUUGUUAUAGAACAGAAUGAGAAUGGGGUCAGGGAUCUUGAAGAUUGGACUCCUGCAGAAACUGCAGCUCUGAGAGCUGGAGUUGGUCACUAUGGAGCUAACAAUCGCAAUCGGUGGAUGUAUAUAUUGCUCAGCCCUGCUUACAACUUUCAGGAUGGCCGUCUAGCUCAUCAGCUACGAGAAAUGAGGGAUAAGCUUUCAGAUUAUGAUGCAGCGGUGGCUGCUUCCCAGUACCUACAACUUAUGCAAGCUGCUACACUUGCAAUUCAACAAGAGGUUGCUGAAGACCUUGCUGCUCAGCAGCAGGUCGGAGAUCAAAAUAUUCAGGUAGCUAUUCAGGUAGCUGCUGAGGUUGCUUUAGAAGGAAAUAAUCUUCACCAGCAGGCAUUUGAGGUAGCUGGUGAAGUAGCUGGUGACCUACCUGUUGUUGGAGGCAUUGUUGAAGUAGCUGGUGACCUACCAGCUGUUCAUGAACAAGCGGGAGAUCAAAAUGUUCAGGUAGCUGCUGAUGUUUCCUUACAAGGAAAUAAUCUUCACCAGCAGGCAUUUGAGGUAGCUGGUGAAGUAGUUGGUAACCUACCUGGAGGCAUUGUUGAAGGAGCUGCUGAACCAGACAACCAUGCCGAAGAGGACUUGGCUGUUCAUGAACAAUUGUGUGUUGAGCCAAGGGUGGAAGUGGAGGAGAGUGCUUCUCCAUCAGAUGGCCCUCCUCACAAAAGGAGACAUGCUCCCUCUCGUGUCGAUCUUGCGCAACCCCCCGAUGUUCAGCCCUUUGAGGAAUGAGUUGUCGCCUGUUAAUUGUGAAUGGUUACAUUUAGUUGUCUCUGUUUAUAUCAUAGUAGCUUCUGAGUUUACAGAGGAUUUUAAACGAUGAUAGUAAUACUGUGAAGUAAUUUCUUGACCAUUUUGAAAUGCACAUGUAAUGGUGACAUUUUAUCUCUCGACCUUAUAUAAAUUAUUAAGACUCAUUGAGGAUGGGAUGGGCAUUCCUCCAUUA
Papaver somniferum (opium poppy) is the source of this 1478-nucleotide messenger RNA. RefSeq lists its product as uncharacterized. NCBI's taxonomy places the organism in Eukaryota, Viridiplantae, Streptophyta, Magnoliopsida, Ranunculales, Papaveraceae. The transcript is spliced from 9 exons. The coding region runs from base 599 to 1264 and encodes 221 amino acids. The record is from RefSeq and is a predicted model, not a curated record.